This is a messenger RNA of Ostrea edulis (European flat oyster), 2362 nucleotides long. Its product is annotated as centromere protein T-like. Gene Ontology annotation, cellular component: kinetochore. Gene Ontology annotation, molecular function: protein heterodimerization activity; DNA binding. The record is from RefSeq and is a predicted model, not a curated record. Gene Ontology annotation, biological process: mitotic cell cycle; chromosome segregation; kinetochore assembly. The coding region runs from base 84 to 2297 and encodes 737 amino acids. The transcript is spliced from 9 exons. NCBI's taxonomy places the organism in Eukaryota, Metazoa, Mollusca, Bivalvia, Ostreida, Ostreidae.
UUACGUAAUAUUUACAAUCUAGCGGGAGAAACGAAAUUAUAAGAUAUCGAAUUGUGCGGUAUUCAGAAAUUGUAAGACACAAAAUGGAGGAAGAUACACCGAGGACAGUUAUCCAAGGGUUAAUUAAUGCUGCUGACACCAAUGAGACAGAUCGUCCAGUAAGAAAACGUAAACGUUUGACGAGAACACCAGAUAUGGACAGCAGACUAAGUCGAUCACUUCCUUCCACAGAAAUUAGACUUUACCAACAGGAUGAAGCUAGUCCACAUCACAGUGUGGUGGAAAAAAGCACUUCAAUGAGAAAAACUUCUACACGAAAUAAAAGAGAGUCUUUGGUAGAUACUGUUCGCCGGAAAAGAUUUAAGUUCCGACGUUCAGAAUUAUUCCAGUCCGAGUCUCACACAGACUCUUCUUUAAAUGAUCAGCACAAGAACUCACUGGGGACAGGGGAACCCAGAAGAAAAUCUCCAAGAAUAGCUAAUUUGUCUAAGAAUCAGUCUUCAGCAAUUGAUGAUUCUCAUUUGUCUGCAAAAACAAAUUCAAGGAGACAAAGACCACAGGAUUCAACCAAGUCACCAAAUUUAAAACAAACUAGUAGCUUGCGGCUGUCACCAAGGAAACGAAUGACACCCACUGUAAUGAGGUCUCCCCCCAGAAUGCAACCGACAUCAGCCCACGAGCCGAGGUCUUCCCCCAGAAUACAACCAACAUCAGCCCAAGAGCCAAGGUAUUCCCGCAGAAUACAUCCAACAUCAGCCCAAGAGCCAAGGUCUUCCCCCAGAAUGCAACCGAAAUCAGCUCAAGAGCCGAGGUCUUCCCCCAGUAUGCAACCGACAUCAUCCCAAGAGCCAAGGUCUUCCCCCAGAAUACAUCCGACAUCAGCCCAAGAGCCAAGGUCUUCCCCCAGAAUACAUCCAACAUCAGCCCAAGAGCCAAGGUUUCCCCCCAGAAUGCAACCGGCAUCAGCCCAAAAGCCGAGGUCUUCCCCCAGAAUACAACCGACAUCAGACAAAGAGCAGCAGGAUUUGUCUUAUGUAGAAUAUGAUACUAUGAAAUCCUCACCCAGAGGAAGAAAACAGCUUGAUGUAGUCAAAGUUAAUUCAGUUUCUGAAAUGGGGAAUCAGAAUUGGUCUCCUAAUGGAAAGCAAAGUGCAGUUAAUGUCAGAGAAGAGGAAAAUUCUAGGUUGACUUCAAAAAUUAUGCCUGUAUCACCAAACACUUCGAUGCACUCCAAUGAAGAGAAUUCAUCUUUUUCCAUGGGUUUAUCAAAGCAAAGAAAACAAGUGGAAAUGUAUGAUGUGAACCAAAGUACAACAAAAUCUCCUUCAAAUGGAUUAAAAAGAAGUCGUGGAGGAUAUUUGAUGCAGACCCCUGAUAAAAGCAACAGUCAGAAUUCUCAAUACAGAACUCCAAACAGGAGUCUGAGUUCUGUGGAUUUCAAUAGGGUCAAACAGUCUGCAAGCAAAAUUUCCACGCAAUCUAGGGUGGGAACUCCAUCAAAGAUAAACAGAAGUCUAAUACAACAAAGAAGUAUGGCUACUACAUCUCUAAUGGAAAAUGCUGCCACAAGGACACCACCACCAUCAUCUGUACAAAACCCAAGAAACAGCAUAAGCCCCAUACUGGGCAUUGCCAAUAAAGAGGCAGUCAGAACCCCAGUGUUUGAGCAUACAGCACUGGCACCCAGACACUCCAGUCCUCUGUCUAGAACUCAUCAUAUCUCAAUGACCAGAGACCAAAAUUUACCAGAUUUGUCCAUGAUUGAAAGAAGUGAAAGAACAUAUUUUCAAGAUCACAUACAGGAUUUGGACAGAAGUGAAUUGUUCCAAUUGAGAACCCCCCACUUAGGACCUGUCAGGCCACAUAUCCCUACACCUUCAGAUACACCAGCACCUGCCAUUGUCACACAUCCUGUGAAGCAGAAACCAGUGAUCAAGCCAAAAAUUGUGAAGAAGCCAAAAGUGAAAGUACAGUCCAGUACUAUUCCGGCAGCCGUGAUCAAACAAACAUUCAGCCAUUUUUGCAAAAUGAGAGUGGACAAAGAUACACUGCCUGAACUUGUCAAAAUAACAGACAAAUAUUUUGACCGAGUGGCCCAUGAUCUUGAAACAUUUGCGCAUCAUGCAGGAAGAAAAACCAUAGAUGAGAGAGAUGUUGAAUUACUUCUGAAGAGACAGAAGUUUAUUACCAAGAAAACAUCACUUACCCACCUUGUGGAAAAGCACCUUCCUCUGGAACUUCGACAGGAAAUCAUACCAAUGGCAAGAUCAGGAAAUAAAAUAUUCCCAAAGCUUUGACUCAUGGGACUGAUUGCAAUUUUAUGGAACUGUCUUGUUUUCCUUCAAAUAAACCUUUCCUUUUU